UGUCGUUUCAGCAACAAACCAACUGAGAAAUACUUGUCAGUUUCCUCUCCAGCCAGUAACGACACAAAUGGCCAACAAAAGAGACCGCCGAGUCGCGCCGAGUUCGAACCGCGGCAAAGACCGAGUUGAAUUGUCGGAUCAAUCCUCAGACCCAAAGCUCACAAUCACCUUGGUCCUCUCCUUCUGCGUAGCUGCAGCAGCCGCUGUGCUCGCGUACCGCAUCAAAUAUGCUCAUCCGAUCACGAACCGUGCGCAGUCUUACGUGCACCAGCGAGGCCUCGUUAAGAUUGAUGUGAAUUACCAAGAGAUCCUCACUGAAAAUGCGAAGGUCUCAGAAAAUACGACUGGCAGGCACUAUAAGUACCCUGUAUUGGCCUACAUCACUCCAUGGAAUUCCAAGGGCUAUGAUAUGGUGAAAAGGUUCAACUCGAAGUUUACACAUUUAUCUCCCGUAUGGUAUGAUCUAAAGAGUCAAGGGACAGGCUUAAUUCUGGAAGGUAGGCAUAAUGCUGAUAUGGGAUGGAUCUCAGAGCUUAGAAUGGCAGGAGAUGUUUGGGUAUUGCCUAGAGUUGUUCUGGAAGCAUUUCCAGCCGAGCUGCUGACAAAGAAGAAGCAGAGGAGUAAAGCUAUUACUCUUCUAGUAAACGAGUGCAAGGAAAUGGGAUAUGAUGGUAUCGUGCUGGAAUCUUGGUCAAGGUGGGCAGCUUACAGGAUUUUGCAUGAUCCAAGCAUGAGGAAUUUGGCAUUGCAGUUUAUAAAAGAGCUUGGAGAUGCACUGCAUGCUGUGACCUUAGAGAGGAAUGAUAAGCAACGGUUGCAGUUGGUUUAUGUUAUAGGUCCACCACAUUCAGAGAAGCUCCAAGAGCACGAUUUUGGACCUAAAGAUCUUCGGAGCUUGGGUGAUGCUGUGGAUGGAUUUUCACUGAUGAUGUAUGACUUCUCGGGGCCUCAAAAUCCAGGUCCCAAUGCACCUCUGAAGUGGAUUCAUUCAACCCUGCAGCUGCUCCUUGGUACUGAUAAAAACAGUGCUCUGGCCCACAAGAUAUUUCUUGGCAUCAAUUUCUAUGGGAAUGAUUUUGCCCUCUCCGGAGGUCCAGGUGGUGGUGCUGUCACUGGAAGGGAUUACCUGUCCUUGUUGGAGAAGCACAGGCCUGUGAUGCGAUGGGAAAAAAAGAGUGCAGAACAUUUGUUCUUUUACUCUGAUGAUGAAUAUAACAACCACGCUGUGUUCUAUCCAUCCCUGAUGUCAAUUUCCAUGCGGCUAGAGGAAGCUCAUAAAUGGGGAUGUGGAGUCUCGAUAUGGGAAAUUGGGCAAGGUCUGGAUUACUUUUUUGAUCUUUUGUGAUGCAGUCCUCAUUUGAUCUUCUACACGUAACAAAAUUUUGUUCAUUUUGGGUUGAACUUUUCUGUCCACGGAAUAACAAAGUUUUAGUUAGAGGUGGCAAUAGUUUGAAAAAUUCUCAGGUCACUACAUUUGAAGAAAAAUAAUAAUACUAGGAUUACAUCAUCUUGUAAAGAAUUUUAUGAUCAUAUGGAUGAAUGUAACAGAUUUGGUUUUUCCUUCUU
Messenger RNA from Prunus dulcis (almond), 1566 nucleotides. RefSeq names its product chitinase domain-containing protein 1. The transcript has 8 exons. The coding region runs from base 68 to 1345 and encodes 425 amino acids. The record is from RefSeq and is a predicted model, not a curated record. Gene Ontology annotation, cellular component: extracellular region. Gene Ontology annotation, molecular function: chitin binding; oligosaccharide binding. Lineage: Eukaryota; Viridiplantae; Streptophyta; Magnoliopsida; Rosales; Rosaceae. Gene Ontology annotation, biological process: carbohydrate metabolic process.